Molecule: messenger RNA, 516 nt
Organism: Vicia faba (fava bean)
Lineage: Eukaryota; Viridiplantae; Streptophyta; Magnoliopsida; Fabales; Fabaceae
Source: the annotation of a GenBank genome assembly
AUGACAAAGGGCAAGGGAACUGGAAAGACUUCGAGGGAAGUACUGAAACCAGUUGAUGACCGAAAAGUAGGAAAGCGAAAGGCUGUUUCUAAACCCGAAAAGAGUGCACCGAAGCCUAAGAAGGAGAAGGCUAAGAAAGAUCCCAACAAACCAAAAAGGCCUCCCAGCGCUUUCUUUGUCUUCCUUGAGGAUUUCAGAAAGACUUUCAAGGCAGAAAACCCUAAUGUGAAGGCUGUAUCAGCUGUUGGAAAGGCUGGAGGAGAGAAAUGGAAAUCCUUGACUAAGGCUGAAAAAGCACCAUAUGAAGCCAAGGCUGCAAAAAGGAAAGUUGAAUAUGAAAAACUGCUGAACGCUUAUAAUAACAAAGCGGCAAGUUCAGUCGAGGAUGACGAGGAGGAAUCAGACAAGUCCAAAUCUGAAGUUAAUAACGAAGAUGAAGCAAGUGGAGAGGACGACCACCAAGAUGACGAUGAUGAAGACGAGGAAGAUGAAGAUGAUGAAGAAGACGAUGAUUGA